UGUCAUCAGCCGGCGCGGGUGGUUUUGCUGUGUAAUAUUAGCAGGAGGCUCAGAUUCACCAAAACUUUCUACCUUUUUAAAACUCAUACAUCAAGAUUUCCUCCACCGAGCAGCAUGGAGUAUCUGAUCGGGAUACAGGGGAAGGAUUUCGUCCUCGUCGCCGCCGACAACGUGGCCGCCAGCAGCAUCAUUCAGAUGAAACACGACUAUGACAAGAUGUUCAAGCUGAGUGAGAAGAUCCUGAUGCUGUGUGUGGGAGAGGCUGGAGACACGGUCCAGUUUGCAGAAUACAUCCAGAAGAACGUCCAGCUCUACAAGAUGAGGAACGGUUAUGAACUCAGUCCAGCAGCAGCAGCAAACUUCACACGGAAGAACCUUGCAGAUUAUUUACGGAGCAGGACUCCCUACCACGUGAACCUGCUGCUGGCGGGCUACGACGACGCCGACGGCCCCGGCCUCUUCUACAUGGACUACCUGUCCUCGCUGGCCAAAGCGCCCUUCGCCGCCCACGGCUACGGAGCCUUCCUCACGCUCUCCAUCCUCGACAGAUACUACAAACCCGAUCUGACCCGGGAGGAGGCCGUGGAGCUGCUGAAGAAGUGUGUGGAGGAGCUGAACCGACGCUUCAUCCUGAACCUGCCCUCCUUCAGCGUCCGUUUGAUCGACAAGGACGGCAUCCAGGACAUGGAGAAGAUCACCCUGGGCACUAAGUGACGGCCCCUUCGCCCGCCAGCCUCUUUUAGUUCUCCUCUUUUGUAUCGUGACCUUCCUCCUCUUCCUGUUCCAAUAAAAAAGUGACACACAGUU
Molecule: messenger RNA, 807 nt
Organism: Cololabis saira (Pacific saury)
Lineage: Eukaryota; Metazoa; Chordata; Actinopteri; Beloniformes; Belonidae
Gene: psmb2
Product: proteasome 20S subunit beta 2
Exons: 6
Coding region: 115-714 (199 amino acids)
Biological process (GO): proteasomal protein catabolic process
Cellular component (GO): proteasome core complex; nucleus; cytosol
Molecular function (GO): peptidase activity
Source: RefSeq, a predicted model, not a curated record